CUGAAGCUGAUUCCGUUCUUCGACGCAGAUACUGCGAGUACGGAGCGCGCGAGAGAUUUCUGGUGGUGCUUUGAGACGGCUACGGAAGGAUUUGGUGAUCUGGUACGGCUGAGGAUGUUUGCGGCACGGAUGAACGGUUGGGUUGCUGAACGGUGGGGCCUGAAUUUACGGUUCGGUGACUUCGAGACGCUGAAGCGACGGCUCUACAAUCGCUUCAUCCGUCUCACGGAGGAGGAGUUGCUGAAGCGGCUGUUCGAUGCCAAUCAGGAGCGU
This is a messenger RNA of Phytophthora sojae, 273 nucleotides long. RefSeq lists its product as hypothetical. The transcript has a single exon. The record is from RefSeq and is a predicted model, not a curated record. NCBI's taxonomy places the organism in Eukaryota, Oomycota, Peronosporomycetes, Peronosporales, Peronosporaceae. The annotation marks the transcript as partial.